AUCUUAUUCUCGCAGCGCCCUAUCAUCAAGGAGAUCCGGGAGGAGUGGACGGGGAGGGGGGGUUGAGAGAGUAUAUAUUGGCCGGAGCAACACGGGACCAACAGACGGGCUCUUUCUCCCUCCGUGAACAUAAUAAGUUCUCCAAAAUGAAGGCUUGCAUGCUUCUUGCUGUGGUGGCGGUGACGGUGGCCAUCGCGGCCGCACAAGGUCCUGGUGGUCGUCGUCCCCCUCCUGGCGGUGCUGGCGGUCGCCGUCCCCCUCAUGGCGGCCCUGGCGGUCGUCGCCCCCCACGUGGCCCUCCUCCAUGCAUUGAAUUCCUGUGCGGUGAAGAUACGGAAUGCCCGAAAUGCAUCGGAGAUAUCAUCCAUAGCGGCGAAGACAGCACACUGAAGGAUCAGCUUCAUGAAUGCUACACAGCUGCUGACGAUUGCGCAGAUGAAUCAGCUGUAGACCAAGCCACUUUGUUGAGCUGCAUCGAAAGCGUCAACGCAGAUAUGGGUGCUUGUUUCCCUGCAAAAUAAACGGACCUCGGCUAACGGAUAAAUAAUGCAUCGCAACGUUGAAUGGACCGGCUCGUUUCGUAAUUUUAUUUCCUUGUUGGUAUUUUCAUUUUUUUUAUCAUUGGAUUAUGCUCCUUGACACUUUUAAAGGAACCUAUAUUCUUCAUUAUGUCUCUGUCAAUAAAUAAUAUAAAAAAUA
Messenger RNA from Penaeus indicus, 699 nucleotides. RefSeq lists its product as uncharacterized. Lineage: Eukaryota; Metazoa; Arthropoda; Malacostraca; Decapoda; Penaeidae. The coding region runs from base 147 to 521 and encodes 124 amino acids. The transcript has 5 exons. The record is from RefSeq and is a predicted model, not a curated record.